UCCAGCGAACGGUGGGGACGUUCGUGGUGAUGGGAGUGAUCGGUUACAUGGUCAACGUAGUUUUCGGAGCAAUGAACUUCAUGGCGGGCAACGAGUCCUCGACCGAGGGCCUCCUCUAUCCGAUUGAGUCGGAAACACGCGAGCUGAAGAAGCUGGACGGAAUGUGGAACUUUGUGCGAUCGGACAGCAACAAUCCGUCGCAGGGCAUCCGGGAGAAGUGGUACGGUGACGAUCUGGCUCGGUUCCGGAAGACGAUCCAGAUGCCGGUGCCGAGCAGCUACAACGACGUCACGGAAGAUGCCGGGCUGCGCGAUCACGUCGGUACCGUGUGGUACGAUCGGCGGUUCUUCGUGCCCCGGGCGUGGUCCAGUGAGCGGGUUUUCGUUCGCUUCGGUUCCGUCCACUACGACACGAUCGUGUGGAUCAAUGGCGUGCAGGUGGUGAAGCACGAGAUCGGACACCUCCCGUUCGAGGCGGAAGUUACCACUGUCCUCAAGUACGGCGACGAGAACCGUAUUUCUGUUAUCUGUGAUAACGUGCUGCUGCAGGUGACCAUCCCGCAGGGCAAGGUGGACAAUCAGGCAAUUGACAAUGGCUCGGAGCUCGUCCAGUCGUAUACUUUUGACUUCUUCAAUUACGCCGGAAUCCACCGUUCGGUGGUUCUGUACACCGUGCCCCGGGUGUACAUUCGGGACGUAGCGGUUCAUACCGGGCACGGCGCCGAUGGUGAAGGACACGUGCACUAUCAGGUGCUGACCGGAGGCAGCACCCCUAACGAGACCAUCGACGCAUUGCAUGUGACCGUUAAACUGUACGAUCGCAACGGCACCCUGGUCAGUACGGAUGUGGCCAAAGGCAAGCUGGAAGGCAGUGCCACCAUUCCCGAGGCGAAACUAUGGUGGCCGUACCUGAUGGACCCGGAACCGGGAUACCUCUACACGAUGGAGAUCACACUGGGGACCGAGGGCGAGGGAAACGAUGUUAAAACGACGCCGCUCGAUGUUUACCGGAUGAAGGUCGGAAUCCGUUCGCUUGAGUGGAAUAGCACCGCGUUCCUGAUCAACGGGAAGCCGAUCUACUUCCGGGGCUUUGGGCGACACGAAGAUUCGGAUAUCCGUGGCAAAGGAUUAGAUCUGGCGCUGCUAACCAAAGACUUUAACCUCCUCAAGUGGGUCGGGGCCAACGCGUACCGGACGUCGCACUAUCCGUACUCGGAGGAAAGCAUGCAGUUCGCGGACGAGAACGGCAUCAUGAUCAUCGACGAGUGUCCGAGCGUCGACACGGAAAACUUUUCCCAGGUGUUGCUGCAAAAGCACAAGUCCAGCAUCGAACAGCUGGUUCACCGCGAUCGCAAUCAUCCCAGCGUUGUGAUGUUUUCUAUCGCCAACGAGCCGCGCACGGGCAAGAUCGAUGCGGACGCGUACUUUGCGGCCGUAGCCCAAUACACCAAACAGCUGGACCCAACACGCCCAAUCACGGCCGCUAUAGCCGUCAAUGUCAACGAUGACCGAGCGGCACAACACCUAGAUAUCAUAAGUUUUAAUAGAUACAACGCGUGGUACGCCAACGCCGGUCGCCUCAACAUGAUCACCAACCGGGUGGUGGAGGAAGCGCAAGCGUGGAACAAGAAACACAACAAACCGGUCCUGAUGUCCGAGUACGGUGCCGAUACGAUGGAAGGGCUUCACAUGCUUCCUGCGUAUAUCUGGUCGGAGGACUAUCAGAGCCGCGUGUUUAGCCAGCACUUCAAGGCGUUCGACGCGCUGCGGGCGCAACACUUUUUCAUCGGCGAGUUCGUUUGGAACUUUGCUGAUUUCAAAACGGCGCAAACGUACACGCGCGUCGGUGGCAACAAGAAGGGCAUCUUCACGCGGAACCGCCAACCGAAGGCGGCCGCCUAUCUGCUGCGCCAACGGUACCACAUGCUCAGUGAGCUGGACAAAAGCCACCUGCCGGACGAUCUGUUCCUGUACACCGUUCCCCACACGAGCUCCCAGUUGACGGAACGUUCCGAGCUGUAACGGCGUAACUGCUAUCCCGGGUGUGGCCACCGCCGGGGCCACACACGUUUUACAACCCGCCACACACCGCCUUCUGUAUUAUUUUGUAUCGAAGAUAAGAGAUAAAGCGGAGAUUUUUUCCGCAUUUUGG
Anopheles cruzii is the source of this 2151-nucleotide messenger RNA. RefSeq names its product beta-glucuronidase. The record is from RefSeq and is a predicted model, not a curated record. The transcript is spliced from 10 exons. The coding region runs from base 30 to 2021 and encodes 663 amino acids. Gene Ontology annotation, molecular function: carbohydrate binding; beta-glucuronidase activity. Gene Ontology annotation, biological process: carbohydrate metabolic process; glucuronoside catabolic process. Lineage: Eukaryota; Metazoa; Arthropoda; Insecta; Diptera; Culicidae.